Messenger RNA from Euleptes europaea (tarantolino), 520 nucleotides. RefSeq names its product SAYSVFN motif domain containing 1 (gene SAYSD1). The transcript has 2 exons. The record is from RefSeq and is a predicted model, not a curated record. The coding region runs from base 1 to 459 and encodes 152 amino acids. Lineage: Eukaryota; Metazoa; Chordata; Lepidosauria; Squamata; Sphaerodactylidae.
AUGGAGCGACGGCUGGCCGAGUUCCGAGCCGCCCGCGGCGCCACCGCCGCCCGCCCCCAGCCCGCAAAGCCCCCCGCCCAGCCCGCGGCUCCAGGCGCCGGAGGGGCGCAGCCCUCGCACGAGGAAUCCAGUCAAAGAACACACAGCCCCACAGACCAUGCGGUUUCAACCCCUCCACCACGGUGGACCCAUUAUUUUUUUAUGAAUGUGACCUUUCUCAAGUUUCUCCUCUGGCUGGUCUUACUGGGACUCUUUGUGGAACUGGAGUUUGGUUUGCCCUACUUUGUCCUGUCUAUGUUUUAUUGGAUCUAUGUAGGAACCCGUGGCCCUAGAGAACGACAGAAUGGAGAAAAAAGUGCUUACUCUGUAUUUAACCCAGGUUGUGAAGCUAUACAAGGAACGCUUACAGCAGAACAACUUGAGAGAGAACUACUGUACGGGUCCUUAGCUCCGAGGUAACUGGUAUCACACCAACUUACCUUUUGCCUGCAACUACUGUGAACAUGGUUUUUUUGCUUGA